GGAAACUGGAGCGACAUUUAAAGCGGCAGCAGCGGCGCUGCGGAGUCCGGCUGCUUGGGGUAGGACUCUGACCCUGCCUCGGCCCCGAGGAGGAGAAAGCGGCCGCCGCGGAGCAGGUGAGGAGUGGGCUGGGCACCGGGCCCGGGAGACGGAGCCCGCCUACGCCUUCCAUGCCCUGGCCGCGCCUACGCUUGCGGCCGCCUCGCUUGAACCAGGAAGCAGCGGAGCCCGAGGCCUUGGCUCCUCUGCUCUUUCUUUGUGUGGGUCCCGGAGCUCUACCAAGAGAACCGGCAUGGAGAGUAGAAAACUGAUUUCUGCUACAGACAUUCAGUACUCUGCCAGUCUGCUGAACUCCUUGAAUGAACAGCGUGGCCAUGGUCUCUUUUGUGAUGUUACUGUUAUUGUGGAAGACCGAAAAUUCCGGGCCCAUAGGAACAUCCUUUCAGCCUCGAGUACAUACUUCCAUCAGCUCUUCUCAGUUGCUGGGCAAGUUGUUGAACUAAGCUUUAUAAGAGCUGAGAUUUUUGCAGAAAUUCUGAACUAUAUCUACAGUUCCAAAGUUGUCCGUGUUAGAGCAGAUUUGCUUGACGAGUUAAUUAAAUCAGGGCAGUUACUAGGCGUGAAAUUUAUAGCAGAGCUUGGUGUCCCACUGUCACAGGUUAAAAGCAUAUCAGGUACAGAACAGGAUGGUACUGCUGAGACCUUACCUUCUAGUUCUAGUGACAAAAGCCUUGACAUGGAAAAAUCAAAAGAUGAAGCCCAAGAUAAUGGGGCUACAGUAAUGCCCAUUAUAACUGAGUCUUUUUCACUAUCUGCUGAAGAUAAUGAAAUGAAAAAGAUCAUUGUUACUGACUCAGAUGAUGAUGAUGAUGACGAUGUCAUUUUCUGCUCUGAAAUUUUGCCUGCAAAGGAGGAUUUGCCAAGUAACAACACAGCAACACAGGUCCAGCCUAACCCAGCCUCUGUUGCUAUUUCGGAAGUGACACCUUGCGCUAGCAAUAACUCGCCCCCUGUAACAAACAUCACACCUACUCAACUUCCCACUCCUGUGAAUCAGGCAACUCUAAGCCAAACACAAGGAAGUGAAGAAUUGCUAGUGUCUUCAGCUUCAACACAUCUGACUCCUAACAUUAUUUUGUUAAAUCAGGCUCCACUUACUGCACCACCGAGUGCCAGUUCUUCACUCCCAAAUCAUAUGUCCUCUUCAGUCAAUGUCCUUGUACAGAAUCAGCAGACGCCUAACAGUGCUGUUUUAACAGGAAACAAGGCUGAGGAAGAGGAAGAAAUUAUAGAUGAUGAUGAUGACAUCAUUAGCUCCAGUCCAGACUCAGCAGUCAGUAAUACAUCUCUGGUCCCUCAGGCUGAUAACUCCAAAAGUACCACUUUAGAUGGAUCAUUGACACAGAAGAUGCAGAUUCCUGUACUUCCUCAAGAGCCACCUUCUAAUUCUUUAAAAAUUUCAGAUGUCAUUACUAGAAACACUAAUGAUCCAGGCUUAAGGUCAAAACAUGUAAUGGAGGGUCAGAAGAUCAUUACAUUAGAUACAGCUACUGAAAUCGAAGGCUUGUCAACUGGUUGCAAGGUUUAUGCAAAUAUCGGUGAAGAUACUUACGAUAUAGUGAUCCCUGUCAAAGAUGACCCUGAUGGAGGGGAGGCCAAACUUGAUAAUGAGCUACCAAAAACAUCUGGCAGUGAGCCACCAAACAAGCGUAUGAAAGUAAAACAUGAUGAUCACUAUGAGUUAAUAGUAGAUGGAAGGGUCUAUUAUAUUUGCAUUGUAUGCAAAAGGUCCUAUGUCUGUCUGACAAGCUUGCGAAGACAUUUUAACAUUCAUUCUUGGGAGAAGAAGUAUCAGUGCCGUUACUGUGAUAAAGUAUUUCCUCUUGCAGAAUACCGCACCAAGCAUGAAAUCCAUCACACAGGGGAGCGAAGGUAUCAGUGUUUAACGUGUGGCAAAUCUUUCAUCAACUAUCAGUUUAUGUCUUCACACAUAAAGUCAGUUCAUAGUCAAGAUCCUUCUGGGGACUCAAAGCUUUAUCGCUUACAUCCAUGCAAGUCUUUACAGAUCAGACAGUAUGCAUACCUUUCUAAUAAGUCAAGUGCUAUGCCUGUCAUGAAGGAUGAUGCUGUUGGAUACAAGGUUGAUGCUGGAAAAGAGCCUCCAGUAGGGACCACAUCUACUCCUCCUCAGAACAAGUCAACGUUCUGGGAAGAUAUUUUUAUUCAGCAAGAAAAUGAUUCCAUUUUUAAACAGAAUGUAACCGAUGGCAGUACUGAGUUUGAAUUUAUAAUACCAGAAUCUUACUGAACUCUUGGAAUAUCAGAAAGUUUGGGUUGAAUUAAGGGGUGUGGAUUUCAGAAGACCUGUAAAACAAGUCAAGGUAGAAACGUGUUAAUUUGAUCUACCAUGUCCUCUGAAAGUAGACUAGUUGCAUUGUUAAUUUUUAGAAACAGUUUUCCUUAAAAGUUUGAGUAGAGAUUGAACACCCCUGAAGUAUCUGUAUAGUUUAGCUUUCCGCUCAUUUGAAAAGGUAAAUUUUUAAAGGUGCAGGGACAUAGUUUUCUGAGUAGACUUUGAAGAAAUCUAACUGUUCUUUGAGAAUUACUGGAGUUACUAAUAUAUACCCUAGUACAGCUGAUAAUGUUCCCCUUCCAGGUUAACACUCUACUGCUGAUUUUUCAAUUUUCUUAAUGUUAAGUCUAAGUGUGUUGUGUUUUAUAUGGCAUAAGAAGUAAUAAAUGUCCAAAAGUUGUGCUAGUAAAUACCAGAGUAAGUCCUCACUUGGUUUAUUCUGUCAGUCCAAAUGGAGAUCAGCCUUCUGCUUCUCUCCCACUGUGAAAUAGCCAUGCAAACAAGUCUCUCCUAUGAAGACUGAGUUCGUUUUAGCUAACUAGGAUUAACCAUAGUCUGCUUUUGAUGGCAAGGCCACUAUAUGCCUUUAAACUAUGGUCCUGGGGUUACAGGGAGCUAGCAAACAUGCAUGUGGUGUAGCCGGGGGAUUCCUUUGUGCUUAUCAUUGCUCUUCUGCCUUUAUAUGCUAGCAGCAGUCAAGUUGAAUGGAGAGCUCCUUUUGUUAAUUAUGAAAACGUUCCCACAAAAUGCUGUGAAUUUAUUAUCUGAAAGCCACCAAAUGCAUCUUUAUAUGUAAUGCUAGUAAAUGUUGCGAUUCCAUAGAUGAGACUUGUGGUUUGGGGGCGGGGGGCGGGGGGGGGGGCGGCGAGGAGGGGGAGGGAGGCUGCUGGCACAGCUUUUUAAAUGCUCAUGUUAGAAUCUCCAGUGGGAAGUUUUCAUUUUAAGUAAUUUAAAUGGCAAUCUAGAAUUGUCAUUUCAACAAGGUCUUUUGAGUUUUUUUAACCCCUUAAAAUAAGUUCCAAUCUGUGUGCAAACUGCUGCUAUAUUAUAGCAGAAACCAUAACUGGAAUACUGGAGGCAAAUGGCUUCUUGUUUAUUUUGACAAUAAUGCCAGCUUUCCUCCUUUUAAGAUGACACAUAUUUAAACACUUAGAAGAAUUUAAAAUUUACCCAAAAGCUAGUAAUAAAAGAAAGCAGGUUGGAACAGAUAUAUAGUUUAGCAUUUAUAACAGAUUUAAUACAACUCUGUAAAAAAAUUAAUGUUUUGCAAUGGAAAAAAUAAUAGAUACUGAAAAUGGUUGUUGUUGGAUAGUUGUUAGUCAUUUGUGAUCUUGCUUAUAUAUUUCUUAGUUCAGCAUAAGGUAUUUUCAUUCUCUGUGUAUUUUUGUCUAUUUCUUGACAUUGAACGUAAAGCUUUAAUCAUGCUCUUUUAUAUAUAGGUCAUUCUUCUGGUUAAACUAGGUGUGAAGAUGAAGUUUUCAGUGUUUCUUAAGUUGGUAGCUGAGGGUAUCAAGAAUCAGUAUUUGCAGGAAUACAAAGGAAGAGGAUAGUCCCGGCUUACCAAGAGGUAGAAUGCUGUACAUUUAUGUUUUGGUUUUUGGUAAGCUUAAGCCUACCAUCAUAAGCUAACUCUUAGAAAACUUAAAAUCACUUUAUAGCUCAAGACUCUGAUUUCUCUCACAAUAUUCAUUUCCUUUCUCUGUAGCUAUUGAUGGCACUACCUUUUGAAUAUAGGGUCUGCUCAAAAGCAGCUCUCAAUUGAAAAAUGUGUUUCAUGAAUGCAGUCUCAGCAGUUAGACAUAAUUGCUUCUACCAGUGUCGGUGAUAAGGAUGUUUUGGUGUCAACUGCUAGGUAAAAUCAGUUUGUCAUAAUAAGACUUGCUAAUUCCUACAAGCCUAUUACAACAAACUGGGAAUUUUAUAAUGAAAAACUAUCUGUUCUGAAUAACAUUGGUCAAAUGAUUCACUACUACUGCUGUGCUCUGCUCUGUCAAGUCUCUAAUAAGAACUUUUAAACUUUGUGCCUACUGAAAAGCAGCUUCUAGAGUUUGCAGGGAGGACAAGAACUAGAAAGUUAAAUUGUAAUUUUGCCAGGAAGACUCUUCCAUGUGUUCGGGGAUUUUUUAAAUAGCUUUAUAUAUCCAACCUUGAGAGGUUUUUGUGGAAUACUCCUCUGGACAAUAACUCUUUACUCCUAGCCAUUAUUAGAUUGGAAUUUUGUAGCAAAAUGCUAUUUAAAAUCUACUGUGAAUAUUUUUCUACUUAGCUUUCUGACUACUGAUUUUUUUUUUUUUUACUGUUCUUUCAAGUUGGCUUCAAUUUCACUCAACUUCUAAAUUAUCUGUAGUUAUUUUUGGUAGAAUCUAUUUGAAAUAGUAAAUUUGUUCAAAGUAUAAGCCAACAUUUUAAAAAGGUUAUAGCAUUCUUGCAAGAUUAAAUAGGGAUAAUUUUGUUAUCAUUUUGGUGGUCACUAUCCUCCACUCAGAGUCACUGAAGAAUUUGUUCAAUUGGGCUAAAAAGAUAAAAACAAAUGAACCCUGCUGUAGGCAUUUAAAAUGUUAUAGUGUGUGCAUUUUGAGGAAUUAAAUGUAAAUUCAAUAGCACUGGCUUCUUUACCUCUGUUAGUCAUAUGAAACCUUGUUCAUUUCCCCAAUUACUGUACAUUUUCAUAUUUGUACAAUCUUCCUUAUCAUAAGUUCUGCUUUUCAUUAACUGUUACCUGAUAUUAGUUCAUAGAGUUUAUCACAAAAUAAAACAUAUUCAUUCUAA
Messenger RNA from Mus musculus (house mouse), 5122 nucleotides. RefSeq names its product zinc finger and BTB domain containing 33 (gene Zbtb33). The coding region runs from base 293 to 2308 and encodes 671 amino acids. Gene Ontology annotation, molecular function: methyl-CpG binding; sequence-specific double-stranded DNA binding; sequence-specific DNA binding. The record is from RefSeq and is marked validated. The transcript is spliced from 2 exons. NCBI's taxonomy places the organism in Eukaryota, Metazoa, Chordata, Mammalia, Rodentia, Muridae. Gene Ontology annotation, biological process: negative regulation of DNA-templated transcription. Gene Ontology annotation, cellular component: cytosol; nucleus; nucleoplasm.